AUCAAGUCCAACAGCUGUUUCACUUUAUUUACAAUUUAGUUAUUGUUAUAGCACAUUAAAAUCAUGGCUGCAGCUCGCAGGUAUAGCGCAUCUGUCAUAUUCUUUCAUGGAUCAGGUGACACUGGGCCCAAUGUGAUGGAAUGGGUUCGCUUUUUACUUGGAAAGGAUCUAGAUUUCUCACAUAUUAAAGUUGUCUACCCAACGGCUCCAAAGCAAAAAUAUACACCGCUUAAUGGAAGUUACUCUCAUGUGUGGUUCGACAGGCAAUCUGUAAACAUUGCUGCAUUGGAGACCAGAAAGAGCAUGUCUCAGAGCUAUGACAUUGUACAAAAGCUAAUUCAAAAUGAAGUUGACGAAGGCAUACCCAUAAAUCGCAUUAUUGUCGGCGGAUUCUCAAUGGGUGGUGCGUUAGCUCUACAUGCCGGCUACCAUUUAAAUACAGACUUGGCUGGAGUAUUCGCGCACUCAUCUUUCUUAAACCGUCAAUCAGUGGUCUACGAGUCUCUACAAAAUCCAAAAAAGGUAGAGGGAUCUCUUGCGCUUCCGGAACUUCUCAUGUUUCAUGGACAACGUGAUACGCUGGUACCUUUAGAAUGGGGAAAAGAGACCUUUGAUACAUUAAAUAAAUUGGGUGUAGAGGGCACAUUUACACCUUUGAAUAACGCUUUGCAUGAGCUUAAAAGAAAAUCACUGCUUGAGUUUGAAGAGUGGAUUCUUAAAAAGUUGCCUCCUCUUAAAAAUGAAGUUCAAAAUAAGCUAUAAAUGUGCAAUUUCGA
This is a messenger RNA of Drosophila busckii, 776 nucleotides long. Its product is annotated as lysophospholipase-like protein 1. The record is from RefSeq and is a predicted model, not a curated record. The transcript has a single exon. The coding region runs from base 64 to 762 and encodes 232 amino acids. Gene Ontology annotation, cellular component: cytoplasm. Gene Ontology annotation, biological process: protein depalmitoylation. Gene Ontology annotation, molecular function: palmitoyl-(protein) hydrolase activity; carboxylic ester hydrolase activity. NCBI's taxonomy places the organism in Eukaryota, Metazoa, Arthropoda, Insecta, Diptera, Drosophilidae.